UUCAAAAAAACAGUUCAAUUGUUCGACUUCUGCUGAUCAACAUGGUGCGCGUUUUAUUUGUGACUUUUGGAGCGGCCCUCCUGCUGCUCCUGGGCCAGGUUGAGGCAACUUCUCUGUCGAGAACUUACCUGCCGCCCCAAGUUCAAGUGCAACAAAUCGUUUCCCGUCCGCAGGUGGUGCAGGCGGUGCAGCAGCGCCCUGUGAUUCAAUCUGUUGUGGUGCCACAGCGCACUUAUCUCCCUCCUGCCCCGAGAGUGGUAUCGGUUUACAGGCCGGCUCCUGUUCAGGUGGUCUCCAUUCCGAGGGCGGUCCAGCAUCAGAUCAUCUCCCGUCCCCAGGUGCAGGUGGUGCAGCAGCGUCCUGUGGUGGUGCAGCAGCGUCCAGUGGUGGUUCAGCAGCUUCCUGUGGUGGUUCAGCAGCGUCCUGUGGUGUUGCCACAGCGUACUUAUCUGCCACCAGCCCCAAGGGUGCUGUCAGUUGUUCGUCCAGCUCCCCAGGUGAUCGCGAUUGCUGCCCCCAGGCGCACCUACCUGCCCCCCCAGGGAGCUGCAUCAUCGCUGAGCGAGCAGUACGAGCAGCCCGAAGAGAUCUAGUAAAAAAAUUCCGUCAGGGCAACUCGACGACUGGUUUGUGGGUUAACCCACACACCGCAAACUAUAUUCUAAUGCUAAUUACCGAUGGAGCAGAACAGAAACGAACAGAGAAAUGCAAAAAUACAUUUUGAUACGUUUAUUUGCAUGUCUGACGCGAUUCGAUCCUCAAUGGAUUUGCAUAUUCCAGAAUUAGUAUUUAGACAAUAAAGAAAGCGCAGAACA
This is a messenger RNA of Drosophila pseudoobscura, 815 nucleotides long. RefSeq lists its product as uncharacterized. Lineage: Eukaryota; Metazoa; Arthropoda; Insecta; Diptera; Drosophilidae. The coding region runs from base 42 to 593 and encodes 183 amino acids. The record is from RefSeq and is a predicted model, not a curated record. The transcript has 2 exons.